AGUGGAUGUCAGUGGAGAUGAGAUUAGUUGAAUUUACUCUGAGUUAACAGUUCGUUCUGACCGACCGGACUGCUACAGAGUGUUUACGCAGCGAUUCUCAACUUUAGCAGGUCUGAAACAGUUUCAGUUCAGUAUUACGUAGGAACUGGACUGUAACGGUUCUGAACCUGUGCAGAGAAGGGAACGGGUCAGGUGGUGGUGUCCGGAUUGGCUUGACCAUGUUGGCUCUUAGGGCGUUUGUUUUGGUGGGACUAAGCUCCACAUGUCACGCCAUGUCUGGUGAUCCAUGGAGCCAGUGUCCAGUGAGCCGAAGGUGUAAGGACAAGUUUGGAGAUGGGUCAUGUGAUAAAGAGUGCAUGGAGGCCGAGUGUCUUCGAGAUGGGUUCGACUGUCUUAAAGACAGGGGUCACUGCAAUCCGGGCCACACUGAGUACUGCCGUGCUUAUUAUGCCAGCGGCCGCUGCGACCAGGGCUGCAACAACGCUGCCUGUGGAUGGGACGGCAGCGACUGCAUCAAACACCAGAGGCCUCUGUGGGCUAAAGGCACCCUGUUGCUUCACAUCAACAUCCCAAAGCAAAAUGGCUCCAUCAGUAUCAGCCCUCUUCUGUGGACACUCACCGUCCUCCUCCAGUCCCCACUUAUACUGAGAGACUCCAUUUCCCUUUCUACCAGCACAAACUUGUUUGAAUUCAGCCCUCAGGAGCUCGCUGACAUGCUGACUCACCCUCAUCCAGCUGAUGCAAAUGGCUCCCUCCUUUUCCUCCAAGUGGACAACAGGCCAUGCUCCCUUUCAAUCUCUACCUGUUUCCCUUACGCUACUGAGGCCGCCAGUUUCCUACGUGCAGUGAAGCAGCUGAAGCCUUCGACUUUCCCCACCCUCCCAGAGCUGAAGGCCAUCAUCAGCAUCAGAGGUGUCCGAGAGGAAAUAGGAAGCAGAGAAGAGGAAAAGGAAUUUGAAUUUGAAGUUCCAUUGAAAGAGUCAACUCCUGCAUGGCUAUGGGCUGUGGUUGCCAUAGCGAUUGGCCUGCUGCUUUUGAUGCCCCUGGUGGUGUUUCUUGUGAUGAGGCGGGUGAGGCAGCAGCGGGCAGAGAGUAACAGAAGUGUCAGAGUGAGACACCGGUCUAAAGUCACUGACAGUGAUGACAGCAAAGCUAAGGGUUGGAUACAGCAUGCAACGCACCAAGAUCAGCGAGUCCGAUCCAGCAGAGAGAAAGAUAAGAUCAGCCUGAGGAAGAAGAAGAAGGCCAAGGAAGCAGAGAAAAAAAAGAGGAGGGAACCGCUGGGGGAGGACGCCAUCCGAAUGCGACCUCUCAAAAGGGACCAGGAUGUGGGAAGUGACACAGACUUUACCCAGAGUUCAAUGGAAGACAUCAACAUUAGAUGCUCCAGGCGACAGGAGGACCCCUCGAUCUGCGACCACAGGAGCCCGGAGCAGAGACACUUCCGGGCUGGAACCUCUCAGACCCGCAGGCAGAUACAAUCUCCACCUAGAGGAUGGGAGAGGAAUGCAAUGCCUCCACCUCUGCUCAGUCCUCCUCAGCAGCAGUCAGCAGAGUGGUGUGGUCCAGAUGGGUCUGUGGUUCUGAUCCGAGCUGUCCGAAGCGGGUUGGACAGAGUGGUUUUAGAGCUGCUGCAAGCCGGAGUUCCAGUCAACAACACAGAUCAUACUGGGAGAUCAGCCCUGCACUGGGCAUGCUCAGUAAACCACCUCUCCCUAGCCAGGACCCUUAUUCGCUAUGGGGCAGCUGUGGACCUACAAGACAACAAGGGCGAAACAGCGCUCUUCCUCUCUGCUCUCCAUGGUUGCUAUGACACUGCCAGGCUCCUCCUCCUUCAAGGUGCCAACCUUGACCUGCAUGACCGGAGAGGUCGCCGUCCCAUCAAUGUGGCCAGAGAGGCCAUGCACCACCAGGUCCUGGAACUCCUUCUGGCUCAUCAGAUUCAGAGUGGGCCCGUUCCUGUAGACCCAGCAGGUGACAUGACGUGGGAGGAGCGUGCUCUAAUGUACUCCUCAUGGGUCGGAUCACAAGGACUGCCUGGAAGGAGUGCCUCCUUCUCUGGAAUUAUAGGUCAUCGCGAUAUGACCUCCCCACCACAAAAUGAUUGGUCGAUGGGCCGAGUGCAGUACCCCUCUCCUCAGAACUGGCGACCGCAGCUAAACCAAUCAGCAACAGCACUCGUUCCUCCAAGAGUCAUGGGCCGUUCCCCCCGUCCAAUCAGCACCUUACAGGAGGUGACCUCAGAAGACGAGGACCGCGAAAGGCAUCAAGAAGUCCCCAGAGCCACGACGCCUCACUUCCUGUCUCCCCAGCCUGCUCCUCGGCAGCGGUCCUUUUCCUGUACCCAGCAUGCCUUGCAGCGCCGCUCCAGUGCCCACCAUCCAGAGCCCAAUUAUCUUAUUGUGACAGACAGAACAGCCAAUGAGCCCAUUGAGAGGGUCGUUGUUUCACCUCCCACAGAUGCUGCCACCCAACCAGAUCGCCAGCCAGCUGGAAGUGGUGACAACUCCACCAGAGCUGAACAAGCAGUGGCGAGUUCUGCAAAUACAGAGCAGAAAUCUAGAGGUGAGAGGUCAAACAACAACACUGACUCCACACAAACAGCUUUGUAGGAAGAAAAGACAGAGACACUUUAGCUGCUUUUCUGUUCAGCCAACAAGAUGAAUGAGGAAGAACAGGACUGACAAAGGAACUAUGUGAGAGACACUCAGUCUUAGUUUGGCAUCAGGCUUAUUUUACCAGGUUAGCUUGGUAGUUCCUUAUAAUCCAAUGUGCAUUAGAUUGGUGUCACCUGACUGAUUUCCCCUUAAAAUACUUGUUACAAACCUGUCAAAUAAAUACAGCAGCAAAUACAGAAAUCUUCUUUCCCCCUUCUCUUCUUAGUUUUGUUUUGUAUGUUUGUUUGUUUUUGUUUGUUUGUUUGUUUUUUUUAACUCAUGGAGGAUGGUAUUGUUUUAAACAUUCUGUGAAAUGGCAAAUAAUAAAGGGGAAUAUGCUCCAAUCCAAUGUCUCUAUGUGACAGCUGCAGACUUAGUCAAGGAUAAAUAAAGAAAUAAUUAAAUGCACACAUGUACAGAAAUGUCAGAAUCCUACGGAUGUAUGUAAACAACUUUUCAUACGCUUUUUUUUCCCAUUUAUGCUAUAAUUUAGUGUUUACAAAUAUAUAUAUAUAUUGUGUGUGUACAGAUACAUUUUAGGAAUAAAUGAGUCAUUGUGACGUGUCUUAAAGGUGCACUGUGUAACUUUCUGACCUUAAAACUCGUUUCUGGCUAGACCCUGGUUGCCUGUAUGUAAGGAUUUAUAAUUUUGACAUUUUUUUGUGGGGUAUGUUUUCUUGUUGCACUGUAAAUUUUAUGUUUCUAUGGUUACUUUUGGAAUUAAAAACAAGGAAAACCUUUGCAUGAAUUCCUACUACAAGACAUCUUAGUGUGCAGCUUCCAAGUUUUCUUUGCAGUCACUUAGUAGCUGCUUACCAAGUCGGGCCUACUUACUUCAAAGUGCAGGUUCGUCAGCUACAUAGUGGUGUCAAGCACUGUCUCAUUUGGAAGACGCCUUUGGAAUCCACCCAAACCCGCACGUCAUUUGGCCUGUAGCGAAUGUUGCCAGUGGUGCAUCCUUCACAGCUUCUUUUUUCCCAGAAUUCAUUGCGCACAAAAUUACUUUGAAUGAGAAACAAAGCUCCAAAGAGUGUUUUUCAUUUACCUCACUUUAAUAGAAAUGUGACAAAACCAAAUACAUUAAAAACAUGUUUGUUAAACAGUG
Molecule: messenger RNA, 3762 nt
Organism: Melanotaenia boesemani (Boeseman's rainbowfish)
Lineage: Eukaryota; Metazoa; Chordata; Actinopteri; Atheriniformes; Melanotaeniidae
Gene: notchl
Product: notch receptor, like
Exons: 11
Coding region: 219-2612 (797 amino acids)
Biological process (GO): multicellular organism development; Notch signaling pathway; cell differentiation
Cellular component (GO): membrane
Molecular function (GO): protein binding
Source: RefSeq, a predicted model, not a curated record